Messenger RNA from Ilyonectria robusta, 693 nucleotides. RefSeq lists its product as uncharacterized. The transcript has 2 exons. Gene Ontology annotation, molecular function: 2 iron, 2 sulfur cluster binding. Gene Ontology annotation, cellular component: mitochondrion; cytoplasm. Gene Ontology annotation, biological process: iron-sulfur cluster assembly. Lineage: Eukaryota; Fungi; Ascomycota; Sordariomycetes; Hypocreales; Nectriaceae. The record is from RefSeq and is a predicted model, not a curated record. Bases 1 to 693 code for a protein of 230 amino acids.
AUGUUCGUCACUCGAUCGGUGACCAGAGUCGCACUGCGACACGGAUGCAAUGCCGUGCGCCAUUUCUCCUCGUCCCAGCCCGUCGCCGUUGCAUACCACUCUUACUCACUCCCUUCCAACCUCAAUUCUCCGCCGCCGAGGGGCGAUGACGUCCCCGAAACCUCGAUAGCUCAGCCCGAGCCUCUCCCCAAGGUCCACGAGACGCGGCCUCCCCCGCAACAACCGCAACAACAGCUUCAGCGUCAGGAGGCGACUCCUUCCCGCCCGCCAGCUACUCCCCAGCCGCUUCCGACGCCGGCUCCCAAGGUUGCCGAGAAGGAAGCCCAGAAGGCCAAGCCUGUGCGGCCGCGGUCGAAGCUGCGCGCUCGCAAAGCGGCGAUGAAAUUGACGCCCUCGGCAGUGGAGCAAUUGAGGACGCUGCUAGACCAACCCGAGCCGAAGCUAAUCAAGGUCGGAGUGCGCAACCGAGGUUGUAGCGGGUUGGCCUACCACCUCGAAUAUGUCGACAAGCCCGGCACGUUCGAUGAGACGGUGGAGCAGGACGGCGUCAAGGUCCUGAUUGACAGCAAGGCACUGUUUAGCAUCAUUGGCAGCGAGAUGGACUGGACCGAGGAUAAGCUUAACCAGCGCUUUGUGUUCCGGAACCCGAAUAUCAAGGAAGAAUGCGGCUGCGGAGAGUCAUUCAUGGUAUAA